Diorhabda sublineata is the source of this 1588-nucleotide messenger RNA. RefSeq names its product probable asparagine--tRNA ligase, mitochondrial (gene AsnRS-m). Gene Ontology annotation, molecular function: asparagine-tRNA ligase activity; nucleic acid binding; ATP binding. Gene Ontology annotation, cellular component: mitochondrion. The transcript has 4 exons. Gene Ontology annotation, biological process: asparaginyl-tRNA aminoacylation. Lineage: Eukaryota; Metazoa; Arthropoda; Insecta; Coleoptera; Chrysomelidae. The record is from RefSeq and is a predicted model, not a curated record. The coding region runs from base 158 to 1567 and encodes 469 amino acids.
GUACAUUUAUAUAAAUAAAUAAAUAUGUAAAAUACAUAAAUAUUUUUGUUGUUUCCAUUUUCUUGAAAGUGUAUACUAAAUCCAAAUAAUAUGGCUGAUAUCUUAUAGAGCUUGAAAGGUAUUAAAGAAGAUUUAAUAACCUAUUUUUAUGUAAAAAAUGUUCGUGAAUUUGUUUAAACAUUCAAUAAAAACACAAGUAAAACAACAAACUACUAACUAUAGUUAUAGUAUACAUAAUAUUUUAGAAAGUGUUGAUAUUGGACAAGAAAUAAAGAUAAAGGGAUGGAUAAAAUCGUUAAGAAAACAAAAAGAUAACGUCUUUUUAGAUAUAUCCGACGGGUCUACGGCUAAAAAAUUGCAAAUUAUCAUUCCUAACAAUAUCGUUCCCAAAAAUUUAACAACCGGAGCCUCGAUAAUAACCCAAGGAAUAUUACAAACAUCACCAAAUGGUCAAAAAGAGAUAAACGCUAAUAAAAUUAAAAUAUUUAAUAAUUGUAUUGUUACGGACGGUUACCCGUUUGCUCCUAGGAAAAAAUAUUUACCGGAAUACGUGCGACAAUAUUUACAUUUUAGACCAAGAACUAAUAAAUUCUCUUCUGUAUUAAGAACGAGAAGUACGGCGCAGUUAUGUUUUCACGAUUAUUUAACCAAUAAAGGUUAUAUUAAUAUCCAAACCCCUGUUUUAACUUCGAAUGACUGUGAAGGAGCCGGAGAAAUAUUCAGGGUUAUACCCGAAAGCCAAAAUUUACUAAAAUCAAUGGUUAAACCAGGUGAACCUAUUGAAGAGGCAUUUUUUAAUAAAAAGUCGUAUUUAACUGUAUCCGGACAACUUCAUUUAGAGGCUGCAGCACACGGUUUAAGUAAAGUUUACAAUUUAGGUCCUACUUUUAGAGCCGAGAACUCCAAAAGUAGAUUACAUUUAGCAGAAUUUUAUAUGCUGGAAGCAGAAAUAGCAUUUAUAGAAGAAUUAGAAGCUCUAACGACAGCUGUUGAAGAAUUGGUUAAGGAUGUAACGAAAUUAGUUGUGGAAAAAUGUCAAGACGACCUCGAUGUUUGUAGAGAAAAUACAAUAGACUGUUAUCAUUGGUUGAAUAAAAGUUUUGUAACUUUGGAAUAUGAUGAAGCUGAGAAUAUUUUGAAAAAGAAUAAGGAUAAAUUUGAAAGGAGUUUUAGAAGAGAAAUUGGUAUAUCAAAAGAACAAGAAUUAUUUUUGGUGCAACACUGUGGAAAUGUUCCUACUUUUAUAAUAAAUUGGCCGAAAGACAUCAAACCUUUCUAUAUGAAGGAAUCCGAAGAUGAUCCAUCGAAGGUUCUUGCUUUCGAUUUAUUGGUACCUGGUGUAGGAGAAAUGGUUGGUGGUAGUUUACGCGAGGAUAACAUUGAAAAAUUGAAAAGAAACUUAUCAAAUGAUCAAUUAGAUUGGUAUAUCGAUUUAAGAAAGUUUGGAGGAGUACCUACUGCUGGGUAUGGAUUAGGGUUCGAGCGAUAUUUAUUAUUUUUAACUGGUAUUCAAAAUAUUAAGGAUGUAAUACCUUUUCCAAGGUGGCCACAUAAUUGUAGCAUGUGAAUAAAUAAUUUCAAUUGGUUA